AUGGGUCGUAAACCGUCUCUUGAAGAUGCUGGGGAACCCCUUGACACACUGGUUGUGAGUGGAAAUGCGGGCAAAGAGCUUGCCAGAGUGGUCAAACGAGAUGUUUGGGGAGCAGCAUUGGCAGCACUCGAAGAAGCCGAAUUGGUGCACGCAGAUUUGCAUCCUGGGAAUGUUUGUAUCAGGGAACGGGAUGGGAAACUUGAGGCUCUGGUUGUGGACUUGGAGGGGGCAGUAAAGGAAGGAAGCAAGUUGGAGGAGAGCCCAAUCAAAUAUAGGGACGAGCUUCUGAACGAAAGCUCUAACACGGCAAGCACAAAAAUGGACAAAGCAUGGGUCGCUGCAAUUCUUCAAUGCCUCUGGGAAGAGGGAUCCUUUCAUGACCUGGUCAAGGGCGUAAGGGGGCUGAAGAAUCUCUCACAUGCGGAAUUCAAAGAACGCACAGAAGACAUACUGUGCAAGAUCGUUCCGAGUGGAAGAAGUUGA
Molecule: messenger RNA, 483 nt
Organism: Seminavis robusta
Lineage: Eukaryota; Bacillariophyta; Bacillariophyceae; Naviculales; Naviculaceae
Source: the annotation of a GenBank genome assembly